This is a messenger RNA of Chroicocephalus ridibundus (black-headed gull), 5355 nucleotides long. RefSeq names its product aspartylglucosaminidase (gene AGA). Gene Ontology annotation, cellular component: cytoplasm; lysosome. Lineage: Eukaryota; Metazoa; Chordata; Aves; Charadriiformes; Laridae. Gene Ontology annotation, molecular function: beta-aspartyl-peptidase activity; N4-(beta-N-acetylglucosaminyl)-L-asparaginase activity; asparaginase activity. The record is from RefSeq and is a predicted model, not a curated record. Gene Ontology annotation, biological process: protein deglycosylation. The coding region runs from base 46 to 1089 and encodes 347 amino acids. The transcript is spliced from 11 exons.
AUCCCUCCGCCGCGCCGGGCCCUCCGCGCAUGCGCCGGGGUGGCGAUGGCGGCGGCCGAGAGGGUUGGCGAGGGUCGGCGGUUGAGUGUUGUGGUCGCUCCCCUCCUGCUGGUCGCGUUGCAGCUGGCGGGAGCCGCCUCGGCCGCCGGCCUGCCCGUGGUCAUCAACACCUGGGCGUUUAGGAAGGCGGCGGAGACAGCCUGGAGAGUGUUGCAGUUGGGAGGUUCUGAGCUGGAUGCGGUUGAGAGAGGCUGUGGCCAGUGCGAGAUUGACCAAUGCGAUGGGAGCGUGGGGUACGGAGGAAGCCCAGAUGAAAGUGGAGAAACAACACUGGACGCAAUGAUUAUGGAUGGCAACAGUAUGGAAGUUGGGGCAGUUGCGGAUCUCAGACGGGUAAAAAACGCAAUUGGUGUAGCACGAAAGGUCAUUGAAUACACUAAGCAUACAUUACUAGUGGGAGAGUCAGCCUCCCUGUUUGCUGUAAGAAUGGGGUUCCCGUAUGAAGAUUUAACUACCCAGAAUUCUCUCUCUGUGUAUUCCAAGUGGCUUAAUCAAAGCUGUCAGCCAAACUACUGGAAGAAUGUGGUACCAGACUCUUCAAAAUCCUGUGGACCAUACAAACGGCCUGAAAAAGUGACUUGUAAAGAAGAAGAGACCAUCUCACAAAGAAGUGUUCAUAAUCAUGAUACUAUUGGUAUGGUUGUAAUUGGUGCGAGCGGAACCGUUGCUUCUGGGACAUCUACUAAUGGUGCAAUCCACAAAAUCCCAGGCCGUGUAGGAGAUUCUCCGAUAGCUGGAGCAGGAUCCUACGCAGAUAGUACAGCCGGAGGAGCUGCGGCCACUGGGGACGGUGACAUCAUGAUGCGCUUCUUACCCAGUUAUCAAGCGGUGGAGUAUAUGAGGAUGGGAACAGACCCAACAGUAGCCUGUCAGAAAGUUAUUUCCAGGAUCCAGAAGUACGCUCCAAGGUUCUUUGGUGCCAUUAUAUGUGCCAAUACAACUGGAAGUUAUGGUGCUGCAUGUAAUAGAAUUCCAGGAUUCACUCAGUUUCACUUCAUGGUUUCCAGCCCUUUGCUAGAGGGCGAGUAGGCCGGCUGCUCUCAUUCAGCGUGCAGCCACCCAGCUGCUGGCGGCAGCGCCAGGCUGACCGCCGGGACGCGCGGGAGGGCGCUGAGGAGCACAGGGCCUUACCCAGCCGGUGACGGCACGGACUUCGAUCGGCAGAAGCAGACUCUUCUGAAUAUUCCUGCAGACUGAAGGAAGGUGACUGUCUUCUUCACGGCUUUCACGAUUCAGCCCUCAAGCUAGAUGCCCAUCCUACUGUUUCUCCUCCAUAAAAUUGGGUAAAAGACAUGGGAAAUGUGGAUUUGAAUCCAGGACUCGCUACUUGAGGGAGCAUUCUCAUCAGCAGGCUGCUGUCGUGUUCCCCGUAUUUUCUCUUCUGUCACGUAAAUAUUUAAUUAUCCACCACAGGUUUCCCUUCGUCAGGACGGGAAAGCGCAGAGCCUCCGUGCAGCCUUUUUCUGAUGGCUGCCUCUUUGUUAAAAUGUGAAUUUGAAUUUUUUCUGGCCGAGGAGGCUUUACAACUUAGAGCCCAGACUCCAGAGCAACCGCUGUUCCCAGGACGCGUUGGGGAAGCGUGAGUGCCGUGCACUCGGGCUCCUUCACUGGCUGGUUAAUUGAAAGUCGCUGCGAGAUGAGCUUUGUGUUCGCAGCCGCUGGGGUUGGGGCAGGCUGCGUGUCGGGCUCCCGGGGGGCCGUGUCACGGGGAUGUCUGGGGACUGAACCAGGAGGUUUAGGCAAGAGACAAGUGCCGCACGCUCAGCGGAGCCAAGGUAACAUCUCCGGUCACCUUCAAGGACAGAGCUGCAGCCCUGCAACUUAAUUUGAAAAAUCGAGUCUCUUUCAGAGUUGAGAAUAGAAGUUUGAUGGUGCAUAAAGUUGUACUUCUCUAACCAUAAUGUCGUGCCUCACUGUGACAAACGUACAUGCAGAUGCCAGAUGAAAUAUUCCAGCCGUUGUUUAUAAUUGUCAUUUAUGUACCUUUGGCCAGUCUUCAUGGUAGGCCAAUCAGCGUCCUACGUAACCAUUAUGCUCUACUUUGUAGCGGUGAUUUUCCCGGGCGUAGCAUUUGGGCAGAACGUCGGGUGCGUGCUAGAAGCUGAGGCAAUCUGGUGGUACAAUAGACCAUCUCACCUAAGUGCCUCUAAAGCGUUUCUCACGGUGAAUAACAAAAUCACGGAACAAUACAGAGCUACCGAAGCCUUCGCUCUCCGUGUGCAAAGAUUAGAGCGCUCCGUGCUCGGAAAGGGAAAAGGUGCCCUUUCUUGAGGAGAUCCAAAAGGGACUCGGGAGUCUGAUGUUUUAAACCUUCUGGGGACCUCAGUGCUUCACCUGAGGUGCUGUUUUCUGACUCUCUGGGUAUCCCAAACCUCCCGUGCGUCUUUCUGUUAGUGGGGAUGCCUAAACCAGUAACUCCUCGUGCUGGGAAGCUCCUCAAGCUGGGGUCGUUCUCACUCUUCUAGCCCCAGGGCCUGACCCGAGGCGGCUGCCGACAGGCCGAAAGCUGCUCAGCAGGUGCCUGGAGCGAGGUCGUGAGCCUGUGGCUUGUUGCACUCGCUUGACCUAACGACCGCGCGAUUAUAUGUGCAACAGGAAAAUCUGUGUUCGAAUAACAACCUGCCUGAUUAUUCCAGAACUCUGAGGCUGAAGAAUCUUUUCCUCCUUAUUCUCCUAUAAAAAGGAGAAAUACAAGAAAUAUAUGGGCUCGUGUUGUUGGCACCGCAUUUGCCGCUUCUCAGCUCCUCUCCGAAGUGCAGGACUGCAGUCCCCUACAGCUUCCCCUGGCAACACCUGCCAUGCCUCGUGUGACACCUCACUUCAUCUGCAGAAAACCAGGAUGGGCUUAUUUUUAAUCAGUCUAAAAAAGUCUAACAGGACCGGGCUUCCCAAGUGCAAAAUAACUGCCUUCGUGUAAGAGCAGCCUUUCAGCAAAUGCUUUUCUCGACAACACGAACGGGCUCCAAGUGGAACAAAACAGAAGGAUUCACCAUUAGAGCAGCACAACUUCUCAAAGUUGGGUUUUCAUAGCAUUGGAUUAUCUAAUUAAGAAAAGGUGACUGAUUGUGUUUUCCCCAUAAAUUACUCGGGACGACUACAAGCGGGUUAAUCCGGUACCGGGUGCUGGGAGCAGCAGCCCCAACACGCAGCAAGUUUGCAGUAAGGAGAGGAGGUUUCGGAGGUACCUUAGAGACGUUCAUCUCUCUGGCAGAGCCACGCAACCACUCAAAAGGAGUCGGAAGGCAAAAGAAGUAAGAAUUCCACGGGAUGCCAUAAAGCUACGCGGGUACGCGGAUACUACGGCAGCUCCAGAAGUUUCAGCGAUGUAGAUUUUGCUAAUUACAACUGGCUUUGACAAAGUAGAACAGGAAUUAUGUAGUUACGGGUUAAAAUAGGAGGUAGGAAGAAGUUCUGGGACAAAACAGAAGGUGGAAUUCAGGUGGGGGAAAUAAAUCCCUGAAACUGUAGCAGGCACAAAAGGAGGGGGGGGAAAAAAAGCCGUUUGGUUACUGACCCAAAACUUCAUGGCGCAAUCCCCUCUCGCUGUGCGAUGCUCGUUGGAGCGUGGUCAGAAGGUCCUGCGGUUCCCAACGCAGCCCUUGCUAACAAUCAUCACCUGCAAUUCCAAAAACCUCUUUUUUUUCCCCCCUGCCGGCUCUGCACAAUCGCGGUUUGGGUGUUACCUUGUACGCGCUAAUUUCAAAUUCAGGUUAAAGCCUCCCAAUCGUUGCAUGAGACGGAUGAACCUUCUUAAAAAGGUGAAAAUUUAUGGUUAUAUCAAUACACGAAGCACGUGAAAAAAUCGAGCCACUUGAGGUUUGUUCCUGAAAUCUCCAGAAGGCGGAUAAAGCUGAUCUUACCUGUACCCCUUCAGCUCUGUCUGCUGUAAAGUCUCUUCGAACCACACUUUUGGUGGUAAUAAAUACCAGAAAAGGCCAUUCCCGAGACAGCACUAUUAAUCAAGCCACUCUCAGCUAUUUUGUCAAAAAUACUAGUCAUUGCGUUAAUUGCCAGGUCUCGGGUGACAAUCAGCCGGCAGGCCCCGCGGAUGGAGCCGAAGCUUUUAAUGACAGCCCGGGUGAUUAUAUCCACUCUGUGUUUACGGAUUGCUCAGGCUGCUUGAUUGAAGAAAUUACUGAUGGAAAACUUGUAACUGAGGUCGGGAUUUUUUUUUCCCUCGGAAGAAGGAUGGCGCUGGGCAGCAAAGUCCUGCUCCUUCUCCAUGGGCUCCGCCAGCAGCCGGCUCAAGGCUGCUCGUCCCCAGCGAGCCAGGACAGUGAGAGCUUCACCCAACUGACGCCACUGGAUUUAAAAUCAACUUAUUCCUAAUUUUUAUCUUUAUUGAAAGUGGGUAAGUUAGGGAACGCCGUUCACAUCCACUGAAAAUAUUGUUUCCUGGAUGUUGCAGAGUAGAAAGCUUUUCUAGAAUCACAGAAUGGUUUGGGUUGAAGGGACCUUAAAGCCCCUCCGGUGCCACCCCCUGCCCUGGGCAGGGACACCUCCCACCAGCCCAGGUUGCUCCAAGCCCCGUCCAGCCUGGCCUUGAACCCCUCCAGGGAUGGGGCAGCCACAGCUUCUCUGGGCAACCUGGGCCAGGGGCUCACCGCCCUCACAGGAUGCGGGGGCCCUGGAGGUAACUUGGGUGCCCUUGAUUUGAUCCUCCAAGAAUGGUUUCAGGUAGCCCCUCAGCUGCGGUGGGCGAGCUCCGUGAGGUUGGCCUGGUGGGGUGUAGAAACAGAAAAACUGUUUUCUCCUUAAGGUUAAAGACGGGUCUCUGGUAGGAGUCACAUUAUAACUUUGUAAUGUUAAUGCCUAAAAAAGCUCCCUAAAAAUUACAAAGAGUAAUUUGUAAUUAAGAGUAAAAAUAGAAAAACACAAGAGUGUUUAGAAGUUGGCUUUACUGGAAGGCGUUUUUGCUGUUGCCUGCCCCCAGCCCCUCAACGGGGAGGGCCUGUUCCCUCAGAGCCUGGCGGCACCAGCACGGGGCGGGUACGGGUUGAGGUACCGACUCUGCACUGUACAAAGGGCUGCGGGUUUUUAAAAGCUGUUUGGAGGGGCUUUCGUGAGGGCUGGAAAUGCCAGCGACUGUUUGGGAGAGGCAGUUCCCCCCUCCUCACCUACGCUUUGUUAUCCUUUCUAGCCCUCGCAGCCGAUUCCCCGCAACACGAGCCAUUAAACGUCAACGGAGUCACAGCCGCCUCCGAGAUGUAGCAAGGUCACGCAGUCCCCUAUGGCAACACUCGAAGGUCACAGGCCCUGGCCGUGUUUAAAGCUCUGAGGAAAUAACGCAUCAAG